AUGUCUGGCUUUGGUUUGGAUAGUCUUGUGGUUGGGAGUGCAGACCCAAAACGGAAGGCCCUUCUGAAAGGGCCACAGUCCCGCAACUGGACCUCAUUUAUUGAAGCUAUCACCGCGGACGGCCGUGUCCUUACCCCUGGCAUUAUCUUUAAGGGCAAAGAGCUUCAGAAACAGUGGUUCUUGACGGAAUUCGGCAAAAUAGCCGACUGGCAUUACAUAACGUCGCCCAACGGAUGGACGGACAACCAUAUCGCUAUUGAGUGGCUUGAGAGGAUGGACAUGGAAGUCAUGCAACGGAUGCAUGGAUGGCCACAUGCUUUUUGA
Molecule: messenger RNA, 324 nt
Organism: Hirsutella rhossiliensis
Lineage: Eukaryota; Fungi; Ascomycota; Sordariomycetes; Hypocreales; Ophiocordycipitaceae
Product: DDE superfamily endonuclease domain-containing protein
Exons: 4
Coding region: 1-324 (107 amino acids)
Molecular function (GO): nucleic acid binding
Source: RefSeq, a predicted model, not a curated record